AUGAGCACCCACCACAUUAGUGUCUUUCAGCACCAGCCUUUGCCGGUGCAGCCUCGAAUCCACACAUCAUCACCUCAGCUCCCAAACUCUCAUCAGCCGCCUCUUAGUCACCAGCCGGCUGGGCUGGACUUGAUAGGCGAACCAAUACAUUUUUCCACCGGCCAAUUUGCUGGUCAAGUCGUCAGGGCAGAGCUCAAAGAAAUCCAAAAAGCUGAUCUUGGGAGAAAGUAUGCUAGGGUGGACCGGAGACCGCUAGACCCUCCGCCAGUAGUACUUUUGAAACUCUACAUAACGUAUACCGUAGGCAAUGAACAGCGGGAGGAAGAGGUUCCGGACUAUGAACAGGUCCACAACCACGGCCUUGUGUGUACGGUCGAUUUAUUUCCGGUACAAGGAGCAGACCAGCCUCCGAACGGCACAAGUGGCCAAUCGUCUUCCUCACCCUCUUCGUACUCAACGCGUCGCGCACAUCUAGAAGACGGCGCACGAAGUGCUGAUUAUUUUUCGGCGGCGUUUCCCGCGUCGCAGGGAAACACACCCGCCUCACCACACCCGUCGCGUUUGAUUGGGGCUUCAAAUAUCGUGCACAAUAUAGAUGGCCACUCUAUAACUGAAGGGUCGAAGCAAACUCACGCUUUGGUUGGCGCUACGUUCGUCCAACCAGCCUCCGUUGAGUAUCAAGGGCGCAAAUGCCUUGUAUUUGUUUUCUCUGCAAGUUGCUUUCAAAUCGAAGGCACUUUCAUCCUUCGAUACCGCGUCUUCGAUCUAUUCUCAAGACCGACUGAAUCCGACCAUCUCGCCAUUCAAGCAGAAUGCUACGGCCAACGAUUCAAGGUGUAUUCCACUAAGGAAUUCCCGGGGCUCCAAGCUUCUACAGACCUAACUAAGCACCUUGCCCGGUGGGGUGUUCGCUUAAACAUCCGUGAAACUGAACGCAAGAGAGGCAAAAAGGACAAUACAAGCGUCAGUCCAGUCCUAUCCAACGGCAAAAAGCGGAGUAUCGGAUCAGUGAGUGACGCAGGGCAUAGCGAAAACGAAUAG
Molecule: messenger RNA, 1041 nt
Organism: Pleurotus ostreatus (oyster mushroom)
Lineage: Eukaryota; Fungi; Basidiomycota; Agaricomycetes; Agaricales; Pleurotaceae
Exons: 5
Coding region: 1-1041 (346 amino acids)
Source: RefSeq, a predicted model, not a curated record